Molecule: messenger RNA, 6330 nt
Organism: Labrus bergylta (ballan wrasse)
Lineage: Eukaryota; Metazoa; Chordata; Actinopteri; Labriformes; Labridae
Gene: usp54b
Product: ubiquitin specific peptidase 54b
Biological process (GO): protein deubiquitination
Molecular function (GO): cysteine-type deubiquitinase activity
Source: RefSeq, a predicted model, not a curated record
ACGGCUCGCCCUCUCUCUCUCUCUCUCUCUCUCUUUCUCUCUCUCUCCCGUUAAAUCACACGGUAGGACACGCGAGCGGACGGAGACUGGCGGUGACAGCACCCGGGGCAAAGUGAAACAGCAGCAGAAAGCAUUGAAGAGGUCCCCACAUGAAAGACGCAGGGCUUCUUAAUCAACAUUUAUUUGACAGAGGAUGCCAAAGGACGCUUUGGACACGCUCACAUGUCCUUAACUACUUCAAACUAAAUCCAAGGAGCUAAAAAAAGACAAACAAAUAGCCAACCGCUGGCCCCAGCAAGAGGACAGAUUUUUAAGUAGAAUCACAGCUGGAGAGGGGGAGGGUUAUAUGGGUGCCGAAUCCCCAUCCAAGACACCUCGCAUCUCCUCGAUCUCCCUCAGCCGCCUCCCUCCUCCUCCUCCUCCUCCUCCUCCCUCUGUCCCAUCCUCUGCUCUUCACUCAUUCUCCCUCGUUCUCUCUCAUGGGAGUGACAUAGAGGCCGUCGUUUGGUCUGCUACCCCGCCCCUUCCCUGCCUCGUCGUGGAAACGGGGGCGUCCAGGUAGUAAUGUCGUGGAAGAGGAACUACUUUGCGUCAGGUGGCGGAGCGGCAGGCGGGGUGCAGGGGCUGGUGACCCCGAGGACCAUGACCUCUAUUGCACCCAGCAAAGGCCUGAGCAACGAGCCGGGACAGAACAGCUGCUUCCUCAACAGCGCUCUGCAGGUACUGUGGCAUCUCGACAUCUUCCGCAGAAGCUUCCGACAGUUGACCACACACAAGUGUAUGGAGGACUCGUGUAUCUUCUGCGCGUUGAAGAGUAUCUUUGCUCAGUUCCAGUUCAGCAGUGAGCGCGUGUUACCAUCAGAUGCACUGCGGAGCGCUUUGGCCAAGACUUUCCAAGACGAACAACGCUUUCAGCUGGGUAUCAUGGACGACGCUGCAGAGUGCUUUGAGAACCUCUUGAUGCGUAUCCACUUCCACAUCAGUGCCGAGAGCAGAGAGGACAUCUGCACGGCCAAACACUGCAUACCACACCAGAAGUUUGCCAUGACUCUGUUUGAACAGUGUGUGUGUACCAGCUGUGGAGCCACUUCAGACCCCUUGCCCUUCAUUCAGAUGGUUCAUUACAUCUCCACUACAUCCCUCUGUAACCAGGCGGUGAGGAUGCUGGAGUGCAGAGAGAAACCCACACCGGACAUGUUUGGAGAGCUGCUCCGCAAUGCCAGCAACAUGGGAGACCUGCGCAACUGUCCUAGUAACUGUGGGGAGGUGCUGCGUAUCCGCCGGGUGCUCAUGAACUCACCGGAGAUCGUUUCCAUCGGGCUGGUGUGGGAUUCAGACCACUCGGACCUGGCGGAGGACGUCAUACACAGCCUGGGGACCUGCCUGCGUCUGGGCGACUUGUUCUACCGUGUGACAGAGGAGAGGGCUCGCCAGGCGGAGCUCUACUUGGUGGGCAUGGUGUGCUACUACGGCAAGCACUACUCCACCUUCUUCUUCCAGACCAAGAUACGCAAGUGGAUGUACUUCGACGACGCCCACGUCAAAGAGAUUGGCCCAAAGUGGAAGGACGUGGUAUCCCGCUGUAUCAAAGGCCACUAUCAGCCCCUGCUGCUGCUCUAUGCUGACCCCCGUGGGACGCCGGUGAUACUGCAGGAGAGCCCCAACCCCUGUAGCAGCUCCAACCCGCAGCUGGAGCUCCAGCACUGCAGCAGCAGCAGCAAAGCCGGCUACGACAGCGAGGACUCCGGUCGGGAGCCAUCCAUAUCCAGUGAUACUCGUACCGACUCUUCAACAGACAGCUCCAGUCACAGAGCCUCCCGCGCAGACCCCCUCCACCAGUCUACGGGCAGCCACCUCUCCAGCGAAUCGCAGACCACUGUCGUCUGUAACUACGACAUCGGCACCCCGCCGCACAGUGCCGACGCCGGAGAGUCAGCGGUGGAGGGUCCUCCCCGUCCUCCCUCUCCUCCCCUGCCGGAGUACAAGGAGACGGCCGUCUUCCUCCUCUCGUCCCGCCGGCCGCUCACGUCCUCCUCCUCCUCCUCUCGGCCUCUGUCCUCCUCCUCGUCGUCAGGGGUGGGGGGCUGCGAGGGAGGAGCAGGAGGGCCCCACUGGGAGGAUGAGAGCACCAGCAGUGAGAGCAAGUCCAGUUCUUCUGGAGGCCGCUACAGGCCCACCUGGAGGCCCAGAAGAGAGGCCCUGAACAUCGACAGCAUCUUCACCCGACCGAGAGGCUCCUCUCUGGGCUACAGCACCCUGCCGGGUCCCUCUCUCCCUCCCGAGCCCCAGGACUCUCUUCCACCAGCAGGACCCGCUCCUGCACCCACACAGCCUGGGUUACAAGAGGCAGGAGGGAGGGGGGCUGGGGAGUUGGAGGCGGGGUUUGGGCUGGUCGGGCAGCCCAGGUCUCUUGGCAGCGGGCGGACAAUGGGUCCCCCUGCCCCUCCACCUCUGCGAGGGGUGGAGCACCAGCCGCGUCUGAUUCAGAGGAUGGAGAGUGGCUACGAGAGCAGCGAGAGGAACAGCAGCAGCCCUGACAGGGAGGUGGGGCAACAGAAACGGGUGCUGAUGUCAGGACCUUCGUGGCGUUCGGUUCCCAAAUCAAAGAGCAGCAGCGCCAUCCUGCAGGAGCUGCCCUCCCCGAGCUGGGUUGGCGGCACUAACUCAGGCUCAGGGCGCAGCGAGCUGGACGAGCUGCAGGAGGAGGUGGCGAGGAGAGCUCGUCAGCAGGAGCAGCAGAAGCGGAAGGAGGCGGAGCGGGAAGCAGCCAUGGGAUUUAACCCCAAACCCAGCAAAUACAUGGACCUGGACCAGCUCCAACACCAGGCUGUGCUCAGACCCCUGCAUGAGGCUAGCGCUCAUAGUGGAUUGGCUGUAGCUGCGUGCAUGAGGAGCACUGGGGGCCCAAUCAAACGCGGGCAGGAACAGGAAAUGGAACGGGAGACAGGAAGCGCCCGACCACAGGGUCCUCACAGUGAACAGCCUGGCCCGGUCCAAGUACUGCUGACGCCCAAUCAGGAGGAGGAAGAGGACCAGGCUACGCCCAACCAGGACGCUGCUCUGGGCCAGGACCCACCUCCUCCACCCUAUCGGCCCCCGCUCACCCUCAGCAUCCCUCACCCGUGCGCCCCUUCCUGCCAAGGAGAGGAGGAAGAGGAGGAGGAAGGUGGAUGCGUGGGAAGGAGAGGGGAGGAAGGCGAGGACCGGAAUGAGGGGACAGGGGUGAGGCUGUGCGAGCUGCUGCAGGCAGGGGGGGUGAGUGUCAGACCUCUGGGGAAGCACUUAGCCAUCUCUCUGCCGUCGCUUCCUCUACGUCUCUGGGAUACACACAUCACACAUGCCGCACACCACACACACCUAGAACCCACACACACACACCCUCCCCUCCCCACCUCCAAUCCUCCCCCAUCUGCCCCUCUGGAAGCCUCGGGGCAAAGAAAACCUCUUGCGCCUCUGUGGCAACCCCCCCAGCCCCAAUCCCCCUCGGGCGCCGCGCAGCAUUGGCCUCUGCAGGGAGCCGCCGCUGACAGCGGGACGCGCCAUUGGUCCUCCUGGAGUUUGGACCGUCCCGAUGCUGUGGUGACGCCGUAUGACACGCCCCCAGACCGCUGCGUCCCCAUCAGGCCGCAGACAUCCAGCCCGCACUACAGCUUCAGUUGCCAGUCCUCUCCCGGGCACUACAGCUCCCAGCAUGCCCCAGGGCAACACAGAGAUGCCUUCUGUGACCGGGAAGAGGCUGAGCUGUCGGAACUUGACUCUCUUUACCAGGCCAGUCUGCUGGCUGGAAGAACAGGUUGCAGCCCCUCAGAGAAGCUCAUAUCCAGGGUGGGAGGGCAGGGUCGCUCCAAGACCCCCAACGCAGACAUGGAGAGGAGCGUGUACGGGGCAGACUGCACCAGCACCCCCACCUACCUCAACAAGCCAAUGAUGUUGCGGGAUCUGCGUUUGGGGGCGGAGCCUGAUGAUGGGGAGAACCUGAGACGAAUUGGACGCAGCCUGAGUGGCACAGUAGUGACCCCGCGCCGCAGCCGCCUGACUGCAACCCGCAGCUUUGAGCUGUCUGGCGGUGCAGGGAGUUUCUGGCUGUGUUUGACAGGGGUCAAGCUCUCCUCUGACCAGAGUCCCGCUCUGCUUCACUAACAUCACCCCGUCCGGCUCAAAGAGGGGCCAGCGGCUAAGGGGUUCUCUUCAGCCCCGCUAUGACGGACCUGGAAUCAGGCCAGGAGGAUCAAACUAACCUCCAACCUGCUCCUCCUCCUCCUCCUCCUCCUCCUACUCAAACAACAUGCACACGCAAAAACAUGCACGCACACAUCUGCACUGACGUAGAGCCUCCCUCAGCGCCUGCAGCACCUUGCUUAGACCCUCCUUGCCUUCCUCCCUCCCUACCUACCUCCCUUCCUUUCCUUUGACCUACUAUUCUGUCUAUGCAGUCACUCUGACCCCAAACUACAACCUCAACCUUCCCCCCUUCUUCCCGGGACUGUUUCUCGUCUCCCCCUGAGGUUUCUGAGGGUUUCCCUUCUCUGACCAGGUCUGAUUUGGACCCGGAUAAUCCUGCAGACUCCUCCAGCAGGACCCUCAGCUCAGGGGAGAGGCUCUUAUUAAGUAGCCACGCCUCUUCCUCUUUCUUCACGGGCAUUUCUCGUUGGACGCACACGUAGCCGAACUGGGUCUAUUUCAGAUGGACAGCCAUAUUUUUUCUCUUCUUGUUUUUCUGGGUUUCUUUGUUUUCUUUCUCCUGUGUGCGCGCACAGUGAAAACCCGCCCGAGACCGAACUUUCUAUUAACUAAAAGUCAUGUACAGAAAAACUCAUGUAUGAAACCUGUAUGUUAAUUAAUAAGACCUUAUGGAAUGUUGAUAAUGAUAAUUAACGAAAUAUUGAUAAACUUUAAAGUGGUACUUCCUCAUGUCUGCAUUUCAAAUAGAAGUGGAGUGCACUUCACAAGUGUCUAGCUGGAGUUUCCGCCCCCCCACCCCCCACCCCCACCCCCCAAACCGCUCGCCGACCUAAUGACAGCUCUCCCGUUUCUACCGGGAGAUUAAACAAGAAAAGCGCUUCUUUUUUCUUGUUCCUUUCUUUCUUUCCUUCUGGCUCCCUUUGAUUCGCGCUUGCUUCAUUUUCUUCCGAAACAGGAAACAGUAGCACCAGAAAUAGGCCAACAAGGGGAGGAAAGUCUUGAAGGAAAAAUUGUAGGUUAGGAAACCGUUCUCUUAAACAGGGAACGACUCAAGUGCGCUUUGCAAGGGUACCUGAAAGAAGUGCACUUUUUGAAGGCUUUUGGACCGAAGAGCUGCAGGAGAGAUGUUGAUUGUGUUUGUUUACCUUAACGGCCUCAGGUGAACUUUAGUGGCACUUAUGAAUUCACACGUUUUACUUUCAAUGAAACUGGUUUGGAGACCUCAGUUGUGAAUAGAAAAUGCUCAUGUUCAGCCUGAGACAGUCCACUAUGAUUAUGCUUUAUAUGAUAUAUAUGUAUUAGAGGUAUAUUUUCAGCCAGGGAGCUACUUCUUCAGAGAUGUCAACCAUUCCUCAGUUGUAUGAACAGUUAUUAUAUAUUAAUGAACAAUAAUAACAUAUAUUACUUCCCCCUUUACUGAGGAGCGUUUUGACUUGUGUAGAGUAUGUUUACUAUAUGCUUUAUUCUAUGAAAUUAUACAAAAAAUAACAAAACUGGCCAAUGUAAAGUUCUCCAAGAAUUUACUGAUGUUGAUUGAUCGUUACUAAACCAAAGGUUGGCACUUAACUCAGAGAGGGUAUUUAAAGUUGCUGUUUAUACUUUCAUUUAUGUUCAGAUUUUGUUGGGUUUUUUUGUUUGUUUUUUUGGGGUUUCUGGAUGUGGGAGAAUGUAGCCAAUUGUAGCGCAUGAGUCCGCUAUGCAAAUCAACCUUCCCUCACGAUUUCCUGUAUCAGAGACAGUGCAGGAGGCAGACACAGCCACCCUCUGGCACUCUCAUGGACUCCGGCAGAGACUCGGAGAGAAGGAGGAGGAGAUCUCAUGUUUUAAUGCUGCUGGUGAACUUUGUUGUUCUGCAUCUACUACUAUGUUUUAACCAAUGGAAUGCAAAAAGAGAGCAACGAGGCUGGAGAAAAGAGGGAGAAAGAGAGCGAAUGAAUGUAGACCAAAGGAUGAAAGUGUGUGUUUGUGAAUGAUGUGAUGGUAGAGGAGACAGACAGAGGUGAGGAUUAACUUCAGAGGGCUCAUUGUUUGUGGGUGUUUGUAGACUGCGUGUCAACUCUGGGUGGUGUUGCUCGGGGAAAGAGGGAACCUGUAUUUUUGCAAUAAAGUUAUUACCAAUGCACUCCCACAGGGGGCGUAACCACCGUA